CUGAGGGAAGCCAUGCCCCACCACAGAGUCCUGCAUCUGGUCCUGCUUACGCUGUGCGGCAUCCUGGUCCCUGCUGUGCUGACAGGCUCGCUGGGGCCCGGAGCUAUCGGUGCCAUUGUCAUUGCCGCUCUCCUGGGGACAUCUGUGCUUGUGGCCUUGGUCGUCAUCACGCUGAGAAAGUUCUCGGCCUCCUGA
Messenger RNA from Opisthocomus hoazin, 195 nucleotides. Lineage: Eukaryota; Metazoa; Chordata; Aves; Opisthocomiformes; Opisthocomidae. The record is from RefSeq and is a predicted model, not a curated record.